AUGGUGCCCCCCCCUCCCACGCAGAAAACAACAAAAAAGAACAAUACUAAUAAUGGUGUAACCAAAUGGUUAAAGUCAGCUGACGAACAAAUACGAAAAAUAAUCGUAUUAUCUGAAUUUAGAAAAUUACACUUGGAUUAUUUAUUUUCAUUUGAGUUUACACCGGCAUCAGCAACAUUAUGUGAUCAACAAAACAUCCGUAAUCAACAAAAAAAAUUAGUCGCCAUCGAUUUUUUAAAAGAACAAUUUUCAUCAUGUUUUUCAUCAACUGAUCCAACAACAAUAAACAACAAAAAAUAUGCAACAGUCAUUGAUGGUGGUACACUAUUGGAAAUUAAACCACUGAGAUCAAAUUAUACAAUUUAUGAUUAUGCAAAACAACUAUUGAAACGAACAAUUACCCCACAAUUUAAAAUAUUUCAUCGAAUCGAUAAACGACCAUAUUUUAGAAAAAAGUUAUCACAAGUUCGUCCACAAAACCGGGCACUAUUGGCCGAACGUUUAAAAGAUUGUUGGUCACAGCAAUCAAUCUCUCAACCUCAGCCAAUUUUGAUCAAAGAAGAUUGUGAAGAAGACGACGACCAGAAAGAAGAUUUUUCUAACAACCGAGUAUUUGAUAAUGAUGAUAAUUACGACGACGACGAAGACCUGGUCCAAGAUUUGUAUCAGAACACCGAUGGUAUCACAAGCGACUCGAAUCAAGAUGAUGACGCAAACGAUUUCGAAAAUGAUAUAGAUUUGAUACAAUUUCAACAGCAAUACAGCUACCCACAACUUCCUGAAAAUUUUUCUUUAAUCUCUUUGGAUCAGGAUUAUUUACGUUCACUAUUCAUAUCACUCAAUAAUUCAUUUAAUGAUGAAUAUGGAUUAUCAACAUCAUUGCUUCAAUACCCGAGAUCAAUCUCAAUGCCGCCACCAUCAUCUCAAAUUGCAUCCAUUCAUCGUUUUGUGAGCAAACUCAUACAAAUAAAAAAUAAUUCAUUGGCCCAAUCAUAUAAUAAUCAAGCGAUUAUUUGUCAGACAACAACAACAUUAUCAAAAGGAAUAUUGUUAUGUCCAAUUAGAGCAAAUGUGAAACAAGCUCAAUCACCGCCAAGAUCAUUUUUAUUGAAAUACAACAAUAAUGAUAUUAAACGUCGACAAUCUUUAUUGAGCGCUCCAUUAAGCGUGUAG
Messenger RNA from Didymodactylos carnosus, 1173 nucleotides. The record is from the annotation of a GenBank genome assembly. NCBI's taxonomy places the organism in Eukaryota, Metazoa, Rotifera, Eurotatoria, Philodinida, Philodinidae.